AUGAUAGAUAAACCAAUAUUACCGUCUGUGGAGUCGAUCGGUGCACUCACAAUCCAUGAUGUGUCGAAAACAGGGUUUGGGUAUAAUCCCUCCAUUGGGCCCAACUCCAAUGCCAUCACCGCAGAAACAAGCUCGAUCUUGCUCAACAAGCGUGUGGUGAACUUGACGCCCACGCUGCAUCAGUCCAUCUACGACCGCAACGUCAACAAUAAGAAAAUUAGUGAAAUCAGUCUUCUGACGCUCGGCUUCUUAUUUUGCGAGAUCGUCAGCUGGGCACAUGGCAAAUCCAAGGACGUUCUGGACCUCGAAAGCAGGCUCAAUGGCUUGGGUUACCAGAUCGGGCAGCGCUACCUUGAACUCAUUAAGCUGCGCGAGGGCAUCAAAUACAGCAAGAGAGAAAUCCGAAUCAUUGAAAUUCUCCAGUUCAUCCACGGCCCGUUUUGGAAGGCUGUUUUCGGAAAACCGGCGAACGAGUUGGAGAAGUCCCAGGACGUGCACGACGAGUACAUGAUAAUCGACAAUAUGCCACCCGUUUCAAAAUUCAUUAGCAUUCCCAAGGAAUAUGGCGAUUUGAACUGCUCCGCGUUUGUCGCUGGAAUCAUCGAGGGUGCUUUGGACAGUUCUGGGUUUCACUGCACUGUAGUGGCACACUCCGCUCCUGCUGAAGAAACGCCUUUGAGGACAGUAUUUUUGGUGAAAUUUGAUGAAUCUUUGUUCACCAGGGAAGAGAUUCGCUUCAACUAG
This is a messenger RNA of Metschnikowia bicuspidata var. bicuspidata NRRL YB-4993, 744 nucleotides long. RefSeq names its product TRAPP subunit. Gene Ontology annotation, cellular component: TRAPPIII protein complex; TRAPPI protein complex; TRAPPII protein complex. Gene Ontology annotation, biological process: endoplasmic reticulum to Golgi vesicle-mediated transport. NCBI's taxonomy places the organism in Eukaryota, Fungi, Ascomycota, Pichiomycetes, Serinales, Metschnikowiaceae. The transcript has a single exon. The record is from RefSeq and is a predicted model, not a curated record. The coding region runs from base 1 to 744 and encodes 247 amino acids.